AUGGUGAGACCGUCUACUCGAACCCCAGAGCACCUCAGAAACCACAGCCUUUCCUUCUUCGACCAGAUGGCUCCACCAUUCUACGUCCCUCUUCUCUACCUCUACCCAAACCAUGACGACAACAACAACAACACUCCUCUGCUCAAACUGUCCCUCUCGAAAGCUCUGUCCACAUACUACCCGCUAGCUGGUAGUACGGGACAGGGCCUUCACGAUCCAUUGACGGUUCGAUGUAACGACGAAGGGGCUCUCUUCCUGCAAGCACGGAUGAUGAGCUCGCCGCUUGCUUCGAUCGUAGACGACGAGGCUCGUCUUCGCCUCCUGUUCCCCGACGAUCUCGCUUUCAGGAGCACGACGGCACUGAGCACUCCCUUGGUCGUGCAGAUCACUAGCUUUGAAUGUGGAGGUAUGGCGCUGGCCGUCUGCGCGUCGCACAAGGUCCUCGACAUGUCCAGCUUCUGCUCCUUCGUCAACCACUGGGCGGCAGCAGCUUCUGCCGCCAGCAGCAGUACUGCCGCCGGUGAUCGAAUCGAACAGGUUCCUGUUCGAUUCGAUCUGGCGGCUCUGUUCCCACCGGUGGACGUAGAGGUGACGAAGACGUUCGACCCUCCGAAUGUCGAAACCGUCUGCAGGCGGUUCGCCUUCGGCGGUUCCAGCAUUGGAAAGCUCAAGGCUAUGAUGAGGAGGCACGGAAUCGAGAACCCCACCAGGGUUGAGGCGGUUCUGGCACUGGUCUGUUCCAGUGCCAUCUCAGCAGCAGCCAGGACCUGCUGCUGCUCAUCAGACAGCAGCAGCAGGUCCCGACCGGGGUCAGCCUUUCUGACGCAAGCUGUAAACUUGCGUCCCAGAUUGACCUCCCCUCCCUCGAUUACAACCAGUUCCAUCGGGAACCUGUCUUCGAUUUUCGCGAUGUUGAUUGAGGCAGGGGCCGAGAUGGAUCUGGUUUCGUUUGUCAGCACGAUCAGGAGGGUGAAAACAGAGUAUUUCGAAACCUGCAGUGCAGAGUAUUCCCGUGGAGAAGAUUUUCGUUCUUUCAUAGUAGAGAGCACGAAGGUGUUUAGGGAUGCAGGCAGUAGUGAAGAAGUUGCUGCUGCGGAGCCAAGGGUGUACAUCAGCUCCAGCUGGUGCAACUUCCCAGUAUACGAAGCGGAUUUCGGAUGGGGGAAACCGGUGAGGGUGACGACUGCUGCUCAGGAGCUGAAGGAUACGAUUGUGCUGCUGGAUACGAAAGAUGGAGAUGGUGUUGAAGCGUUGGUGUGUUUGGAAGAACGAGAGAUGGCUGCUUUUCAAUGUGACAAGAUGGUUCUAGCUUUUGCUGAUAUCAACAACCAAGGUAGUUGA
Linum tenue is the source of this 1341-nucleotide messenger RNA. The record is from the annotation of a GenBank genome assembly. NCBI's taxonomy places the organism in Eukaryota, Viridiplantae, Streptophyta, Magnoliopsida, Malpighiales, Linaceae.